AUGAUGCUGGCUGUGGUAGUCGGUUCCCCUUCCCAUGAGUUGCGAAUCAAUGCUACAGUAUCUAUUGUUAUUGCAUUUGUGUUUGUCGGUGCAUCUUACGGCGUAUCAGCCCUGAUUAUCUUCGCCCAGCGCCAUCGAAUAGAGUUCCUCCUCGGCUCAAUCUUUAUCCCAUACUCGACGAUGAAUCUGCUCGCGCUCCUGAAUAUCCUGUUCCAUAUCCAUGGGCGAAGCCUGCAGAUGAACACUCUGCAGAUCGUGAACAUAUGCCUACCCACUGCGUUCUCGGUCUGUUACGCCCUGGCGGGGAUAUUGACAUAUCGAGAGUAUAGACUUCACCGAGCGGAGGAAGGCACGCCGCUACUCACCGACGAAGAGAUGCAACGGCGCCAGUUGCUUCGCUUGUUGGGAGAACAGAAUACCAGCGCACCAUCGCCCGACCUUGUGCGAAACACUUAUCGCUUCGAUUUACCUGGGGGUGAGAGAGCGCAGAAGGGCUGGAGUCAUUUGACUCCUUGA
This is a messenger RNA of Penicillium egyptiacum, 516 nucleotides long. Lineage: Eukaryota; Fungi; Ascomycota; Eurotiomycetes; Eurotiales; Aspergillaceae. The record is from the annotation of a GenBank genome assembly.